Messenger RNA from Aspergillus versicolor CBS 583.65, 794 nucleotides. Its product is annotated as hemerythrin domain-containing protein. NCBI's taxonomy places the organism in Eukaryota, Fungi, Ascomycota, Eurotiomycetes, Eurotiales, Aspergillaceae. The transcript is spliced from 2 exons. Bases 117 to 650 code for a protein of 177 amino acids. The record is from RefSeq and is a predicted model, not a curated record.
UGGAUAUGGCUUCGACCAGCUCUAUUCCUGGAAACUCUUAGCCAGGAACACUUCAACCGUUCGACCCGUGUUCUCAUUAUAAACUGGGUGACCGACCGCUGUCUCGGACUCGAAACAUGGACGGCCCGGCAGAGAACAGCCCGCCCCCACUGUCCAAUGAGGACUUCAAGGUGUACAACAGCGCGGCCGAAAAGAUGGAUUUCUUCCACGGCCUGUUGCGGCGCUCAUGGAAUAUUCUGUGGACCGCCUGCAACUCGGGUCGACGGCCCAACGGGAUGUCGAUUCGACAAUUCAUUGCAGAGGGGCUGCGGUUCGCAGACCACCUAGAAACCCACCAUCACAUCGAAGAGACGAUGGUCUUCCCGUUUCUGGCCAAGCGGAUGCCCGAGUUCAAGCAGGGGCGCGGGCGGAAGCAGGCUGACCUGUUGCGGCACCACCGCGAGAUUCACGCCGGGAUGGACGGGUUCAGGGAGUAUCUGGAGAAGUGUUCGCAGGGCGAGGAGGACCUGCAGAUGGAGGUGCUACGGGCGAAGAUGGAUUCGUGGAGGGAGGUGCUGUGGAUGCAUCUGGACCAGGAGGUCGCGACGCUGGGCGCAGAGAAUAUGCGGCGGUACUGGACGAAGGAGGAGAUGAGGCUUGUUCCGAUGUGAUAGAACCAUACAAUGCUAUAAAGUAGACGCCACACGUGAAUGUGCCGUCCCUGUUAUUUCCCAGUUGGCAUAAUAAUAGCACGCUAAUCAUGAUAUCACACGAUCAUGAUCGGCGAGAUCUCACGGUCUGGACAAGUCCGCCCG